UUUGAAUUGAAACAGAUCAGAUCAGCCCGAGUGAGUGCCAGUAGCCAUCCCGCUGCGAAUCUGCGAACCAUUCCGGAACACGCCCAGCAAAUCUGCGGACGCAACCGAGACACCACAAAUCUCCUCGGAAUCUAUGUCUUUGAAGACUCUUCUGUGUGGUUGGGUUUCCGGAUUUGUUUCGAAAUCGGGGAAGAAUUUAUGGUCAUGGUGAAGAUAGUUUCAGCUGGGAAAUUGGACUGGUGGCGUGUUUUGGUUCAGCAAUCAGGAGAGGGACGUAGGUUGAGAUCCUUCUGGAGCUUCCGGGAGUGCUAUGAAUUAGAAGAUCUUUUGUCGACGGAUAGUGGUUGAAGCUCCCUUAAGUUACUUGCGGUUCCUUGAGGUGGUCUAGCGGAGGUCGAAGCUAAUGUAGCGGUUUUGAAGACCAGAGUUCGUGUCGUGAUGGCUUAUGGGUUGUGUUUAGAUUCUGCCUCUUGAUCGAUUGUCGGAGGACAGGCGUUCCACAGUUGAAUUGUAAUAUACAGGGAUUGCUAAAGCAUUGAGAUCGUAUGGCGGGGGGUGUAAAGGACCAUGAGUAACGUAUUGGCGAAGUGGAGAUUCUUUUUUCCGGGGUACUAAGCCAAUUUGAAUUGGGGUGAUUUGGUAACAGUUAGAACCAUGCCGACGUAUAAGGUUGCAGGCAUAUCCGUGCAAUUUCCAUACGAUGCCUACGAUUGCCAGCUUGUGUACAUGGAGCGUGUCAUCUCUUCACUGCAGCAGGGACGGAAUGCUUUGCUGGAGAGUCCCACAGGGACGGGAAAAACGCUGUGUUUGCUGUGUGCGACUUUGGCAUGGCGUGAGAGCCUGAUACCUCUUCAACAAACGAGUCAAUCGUCUCAGCGGGUUACGAGCCAGUCAUCCCAGCGAGGUUUGAUGAGUCUCAGCCAAAACGAUUCUGAGGAGGCACUCCAGCCAAAGUUGCCCACAAUUGUGUAUUCUUCUCGUACUCAUAGUCAGCUACAGCAAGUGAUUCGGGAGCUUAAAGCCACGGUCUACAGGCCCAAAAUGGUGGUGCUGGGUUCGAGAGAGCAAAUGUGCAUUCAUCGUGAAGUUCAAAAUCUACGCGGAAGAGCUCAAAACCAUGCCUGUCGCUCACUAACUAAGGGACGAAAUUGCAAGCACUACAACGGUGUUGCUGACUAUGCGAAAAACCACCCUCAACUAGGAGAGGAGCCAAUAGAUAUUGAGGAUUUAGUGAAAAUUGGCAAAACUGAAGGCCCAUGUCCAUACUUUCUUUCACGUGAGCUUCACAACUCAGCGGACAUUCUCUUUGUGCCCUACAACUAUCUCAUCGAGAAAGAAAUGCGGCGGUCUCUAACUGGUGUCUCCUGGGGCAGGACGAUCCUCAUAUUUGACGAGGCACACAAUUUGGAAGGAAUUUGCGCUGAUGCAGCUUCAUUCGAUUUGCCUGCAGCCCAUUUGGCUACUUGCAUUGCCGAGGCAAGUUCCUGUGUAGAUUUAGCUCUAGCACGCAGGGGGAGUGACAAUGCAGCUGAUACUUCUAUAGAUCCCGACAAUUUUGCGGUUUUAAAAGCACUUUUGUUAGAGCUGGAGAAGAGGAUCAACGAGGUGCCUAUUGAAUCUGAGUUAGGAUUUACCCGCCCUGGUCCUUACAUUUAUGAAUUUUUGGCGGAGAUAAAAAUCACGUACGAAACUGUUUCUAUGCUAAUUGAUACUAUUGAUCAAGCCACUGCACUUCUCGAAGAUGAAGCGAAUGAGAGAACAGUAGGUGCGAAAUCAAAAGCAGGGGGGACUGGGACAAUGUAUCGUCUGUCAACUUUCCGGGAUGCCCUGCGCAUCAUCUUUAGGGAUAACAAUGUAUCACAUGCUGGUUCUUAUAAAGUUCACAUCCACGAGCAAAGUGGUAAAGAUGGGAACAAAGCUGCUGGAAGAGGAAAUAAGAAAGGGCGCAUGUUGAGCUGGUGGUGUUUUAAUCCUGGUUUAGCAAUGGAGGAGUUUUCGAAGAUGGGCGUGCGCUCUGUCAUACUGACUUCUGGAACAUUAGCUCCUUUGGAGUCCUUUGCUAUUGAAUUGAAUCUAGCGUUUGACGUCAGACUCGAAAACCCUCACGUCAUUGAUGCGAGUCAAGUGUGGGUUGGAGUUGUUUCUAAUGGUCCUUCUGGACGACCCUUAAAUUCUUCUUAUCGGAGUCGUGACUCCAUCGAAUAUAAGCUCGAGCUUGGAAAUACAAUUGUCAAUUUUGCACGCAUUGUGCCUGACGGUGUGCUUGUUUUCUUCCCAUCCUAUUAUCUCCUCAAUUCUUGCAUUGAAGCUUGGCAGACAGUGACCUCUGGACCAGCAGCUACAGUUUGGGAGCGUAUUUGUAGGAACAAGCAACCUGUUGUUGAGCCUAAGGAGUCGGCUCUUUUCAAUCAAGCUAACGAGGAUUUCGUGGCUAAAAUCAACGACCCUACCUCUACAGGGGCUAUUUUCUUUGCUGUUUGUCGAGGCAAGGUGAGCGAAGGACUUGAUUUCGCAGAUCGAUCAGGGCGGGCUGUCGUUGUGACCGGAAUACCUUUUGCUAUGAAGAUGGAUCCUAAGGUGAGGUUAAAAAGAGAGUUCCUUGACGAGCAGGCUCGUUCACGUAUCACAAAACACAAGGUUUUAACUGGGGAAGAGUGGUACGUCCAGCAAGCUUCCCGGGCAGUUAACCAGGCUGUGGGACGUGUGAUCCGUCAUCGCAAUGACUACGGAGCUAUCAUUCUUUGUGAUGAAAGGUUUGGUCAAUCAGGACCACAAAGUCAAAUGUCACUUUGGCUAAGGCCGUACAUUAAGACCUAUCAUAAAUUUGGAGAUGCAGCUUUCAGUCUGACACGGUUUUUUAAAGAUAGAGAUACUCUUGGUGGACCUUUGAAACCGUCUAGUGCAGUUGGUACCGCUACAGGUGGUCAUGAUUAUACACGGGUUGUUCAACAAAAAAAUUCUACUGUCAUCAACUUCGGUGCGGCCACUAACCCCCUUCGUUUCUUGCAGACUACUCCUGCUUUGAGCUUGCAAAGCUCCAAGGAUGGUGCUGCUCUGGAGAAAAGUGGUACUAGCAUUGGUGGGCUGAAGAACUCUAUGCCUGCAGGGUCUAUUUUUCUCCCACGUCAUCAUGAAGACACGGGGGCUUUAGCAUCUCGUGAAUCUUUGUCAGCGUUGCUAGCAGCCGAUCGAGUAUCAAAGAGCAGUCAGCCUCUGAAAGACGUGGCCAUCACUGCUGCGAAUUGUGCAGUUGGAAGCACUGCUGGAUUGGUCCAUUUGUCGGGCGGCUUUGCAGCUAGUAAAGGAGUUAUGGCUGGGCAGAGAAUUCUUGGUCCAAAUCCCAGUAGAAGGCUCAAUGAACUUCAAAGUGGACAAGCUUCAACUGAUCAUUCACGACCACCAGAAGCCUCUUCGAAACCAGAUGACAUUGCAACUUCAUAUCUGAAGGAUAUUGGCUCCUGCCCUUGUAUUGGUCCAAAAGCGAGCAAUCGAUGCAAGGAAGAAACGGAGGUCGCUGUCAUGGCAGAAGAUAUCAUACCCACUGAUCAAAAGGAAGGAACACGUAAGGAUGCGAUACCCAAGGAUGACAAGAAUAGAAGGGCUGCUAACUUCUUGAAGGAGGUUAAGGGGCGUCUUAGCUCUGGAGAGUACAAGGGAUUUCUGGAAUGCAUGCGAGGUCUGAAGAACCAGUCUAUCGACAUGAACAGGCUUCUACAGUCAGUUGGGAAUUACUUUUCUGCUCCGGAACGCUUGUAUCUAUUGCGAAGUUUUGGAGAGUUUGUACCAAGUAAGCACCGUGCUGCUUACGAGAAUCUACUGGCAGCCAAGCAUUCGGCUCGUGGAGUUCCACUAGAUAAUCUCGCGUGUCAGAAUUCCAGCAAGCAACCUGUUUUCGGUUUCCCUAGUAGAAGUCGGAAGCUUCCCCCAACUCUUUCACCCUCUGAGACGCGACCAUUGAAAGAGACUAGAACGACUUCCAAUACAGUUGCAAGUCGCGGAGUGCCAUGAGACAUGGCUUUGGCAACUUUCCAGUGUAUCAGCAUAAUAGUCACGCUUUUGUCCAACAUUCAUUGGAGCUUAUUCAUCUGUAGGUGGCAUGAAAAGAGGUGACACUUGUUUAGCAACCCCGUCCAGCUUCGAUGAAAGUUUGGCUUAGAUCUUCAAUUCAAUUGUUGAAGAAAUGCGUUCUUUAGGUCUCAUACUACGCCAUUGGUACAUCAUACCACUUUUCAUGGAGCUGGUUGUACUUGAUUUCAACACGCGUUCCCAGAGAUGAGAUUAUCAUAGCCCCUGGAAGAGAAGUUGACGUCGUGAGGACAGUUGAGGAGAACACAUCAUUUUCUUGAAGCGAUUAUGCAGUAAGGUACUGAAACAAACGAGCAUAAUAGGUGUAGUAGCUUGCACCAAUCAUGCUCUGUAGUGCAGUCGACGUUGAAACUGUAAUCAAGUUAAGAUUCUAUGGCAAGAAUAUUGAUCAAAAUUUGUAUACUCUCAGAUGUUUCCACAGUUAUAAAAGAUACUGUUUUUAUGAAAUCUGACACAAUUUCCAGUAAA
Messenger RNA from Physcomitrium patens, 4554 nucleotides. The record is from RefSeq and is a predicted model, not a curated record. Lineage: Eukaryota; Viridiplantae; Streptophyta; Bryopsida; Funariales; Funariaceae.